Messenger RNA from Olea europaea var. sylvestris, 1448 nucleotides. RefSeq names its product AT-hook motif nuclear-localized protein 25-like. Lineage: Eukaryota; Viridiplantae; Streptophyta; Magnoliopsida; Lamiales; Oleaceae. Gene Ontology annotation, cellular component: nucleus. The record is from RefSeq and is a predicted model, not a curated record. Gene Ontology annotation, molecular function: minor groove of adenine-thymine-rich DNA binding; DNA-binding transcription factor activity. The transcript has a single exon. Gene Ontology annotation, biological process: vegetative to reproductive phase transition of meristem. The coding region runs from base 536 to 1300 and encodes 254 amino acids.
UUUUAACCUCUGGAAGAUGAUGGAGUACAUUUCCGAGGUGCGUAACUCGAUAAAUUUGUCGCCAUAAUUCACUGCUUCUCUACUUUUACUGCAUACUUUUCUCUGCCUUCUCGGGACCCAGAUAUGCGUCUUUAUAUAUCAGACUACAAUUCUAAGCUGCUCUCUCGAUAUCUGCGUGCGUUAGUGCGCUCUCUCUCUCUCUCUAUCUAUCUAGAUAUAUACAAAUACUGUACUUCACUGCUUCCUUUCCCUUCCCUUCCCUUCCCUAGCCUUUUUCUUUCUUUUCCUUUGUUUAUUCUUCUCCUUCCUAGUGACCACGUGAUUUUCGGACUUGAAAAUCUGUUCAUGUCUAUUUUUCUGGGUUGGAAGAUCUUAAUUUAAUGCUACAUUAAUGGUGAUUCACGGCACAAGGGGUGUUUAUUGUGUUGUGGAUUAUUAUUCUUGAAUCAUCUUGGGUUUAUGAUUUUAUCCAAUCUUGUGUAAUUUAAUUCUUUGUUAAACUUUUCUGCUUUGGAUUUUGAGAGUUGAUGUGGGUAUGGCGGGAUAUGAGAAAGGUACAGGUUCACAUCAGGUUCCCAAAGACUCACAGGAAAAGGACCAGAAAGCAGAAUCCGACACGGCGGCCACCACCAGUUCUGGUGGCACGCCCAACAACAACCGCCGUCCUCGUGGCCGACCUCCUGGUUCCAAGAACAAGUCCAAGCCUCCUAUAAUUGUCACACGAGACAGCCCAAAUGCUCUACGAGCUCAUGUUCUUGAAGUUUCAGCUGGAAACGAUAUAGUGGAGAAUUUGGCUGUUUAUGCACGGCGGAGGGGAAGGGGAGUUUGUGUUCUAAGUGGCAGCGGCGCUGUCGAAAAUGUCACGCUCCGUCAACCCGCCGCCGCUCCUGGCGGCAGUGUGGUCACACUGCCUGGCCGAUUCGAGAUACUUUUGUUAUCCGGGACGGUGCUUCCGCCGCCUGCCCCACCGAGUGCCGGGGGGCUGUCGAUAUUCUUGUCCGGCGGGCAGGGGCAGGUGGUUGGUGGUAGUGUGUUGGGGCCUCUAAUGGCUUCCGGCCCUGUAGUGUUAAUGGCUACUUCGUUUGCAAAUGCGGUUUUUGAACGCUUGCCGUUGGAGGAAGAGGAGGGUAUUGCCGCUCAGGUUCAACCAACGGCGUCGCAAUCUUCAGGUGUGACCGCCGGUGGAGGUGGCCGGAAUGGCACUGAGGGUGGCGAUAACGGCGUUGGUGCAGGUUUAAUGCCUCCAAAUUAUCCAUUUCAAGCUGAUUUGCAAGUGUGGGGUGGAAGGUCUUCAGCUUAACCAUUUCUUGGUAUUUACUAUUUCGUGGUGUAUUCGUGCUUUGAUUUAGUAAAAAAUGCAGGUUAGUGGUGAAAAAUGGGAUAAUUUCUGGUGAUUUUGUAGCAUUUUCUCGUGACUAAAAAGUAAAAGUGGGUUGAAUCUUUAAAUA